This is a messenger RNA of Lachancea meyersii CBS 8951, 873 nucleotides long. NCBI's taxonomy places the organism in Eukaryota, Fungi, Ascomycota, Saccharomycetes, Saccharomycetales, Saccharomycetaceae. The record is from the annotation of a GenBank genome assembly.
AUGAGCCAGAAAAUCAUCAGUCCGUCCACCUCGGUCAACUCCACGGCCCAUCCAGGCUCCACAGGCUACGAUUACACCAUAGGUCCACAGCAGACGCUCCCAGAACUGCCUGUUUCUUCCAGCACCACCGGGGGUGGCAUCGGGGGCGGUGCUUCGACUGCUGUCUCCACGACCUUGCCUCUGCCGUCCGUUUACAACGAAUCGCUCAAUCCCAAUGCUCGCAACCAGCAUGUCUCGCUUUCAGCGUAUGCGUUUUUGUUCCAGGAAUUAGUCUCACAGGCCCGUAACGCCAGCAAAUCUGUUUCUGAAAUCGAACUGCGACUCCACCGCAGUGGCUAUCACAUCGGCAUCCGACUUUUGGAGCUGCUGAACUUCAGAAGCAGCGUUUCGGCCGGUUUCGGCUCGUCCUCGUCUUCCAAGGCCUUCUUUUCAAAAACGGCCAUGAAUCCCUCUGGCAAUGCCCUGGCGCUCAACGGCUCGCUUUCGUCCACGCAAGACGAGCCAUCCUUGGCCCAGGGCAUCUCUCACAUGAAACGUCGCGACCUGAAGCCCGUGGAGAUCCUGCAGUUCAUUCACAGCACCGUGUGGUCUUACCUGUUUGGCCGUGUCAGCGACGAUCUGGUCAAGUCCUCGGAGCGAGAAAACGAGUUCAUGCUCAUCGACUCGGCACCCAUGCUCACACAGUUCAUCAGUUCCACCAACGUUCAGUGCGACUUUUUCGUGUGUGGGAUCAUCGAAGGAAUUUUGGACUCGGCGAGUUUCCCUUGUAACGUUACUGUUCAUUCGGUGCCCGAGCCCAACUUCGAACAGAAAGUCGUGUUUGUGGUGAAAUUCGAGCCGCAAGUGCUUGAGCGAGAGGCUCUGAGAGCGUAG